AGCAUCAGCUCAAACGUUUUAGCUUUCUUUCGGACCCUGUCUGACAUGGCCAAGUCUUUGCUCUUCUUUUGUGCUCUGGGCCUCGCGUCGGCCAAGAGCAAACCCCACAUCCUGUUCCUGCUUGCGGAUGACCUGGGCUGGGCGAACAUCGGGUACCACCGUACUGGAGCUCAGACGGAGGACGAGAAGCAGGGCGCGCUGGAGGUCCAGACCCCGGUGAUCGACCAAUUAGUGGCGGAGGGCGUGGCCCUGGACCGCCACUACGCCUACCGCAUCUGCGGGCCCGCCCGCUCCGCGCUGCUCUCCGGGCGCCAGGCGCCCCACGUCUUGGUGAAGAACGUGGCGGUCACGGCCCAGAACCGAGCUGACCCGGUCAGCGGCUACGCGGGGAUCCCCCGGAAUAUGACGGGCAUGGGCGUGAAGGUGAAGGAAGGCGGCUACAGGACUCACUACACCGGCAAGUGGGAUGCUGGCAUGGCCACCCCCGAGCACACCCCGUUUGGCCGCGGCUUCGAGACCAGCUUCUUGUACUUCCAGCACGCAAACGACUACUGGAACAAGAAAACGGGCAUCCAGGCGACCGGCGAAAUCACGCCUUGCCUCAAUGCCUUCCACGACCUCAUGAUCGAGAAUGCCACGUACCGGGGCCCAUACAAAGGAGCUGACCUGACCGAUGCGUGCAAGCACUCCUACGAGCCAACACCAUCAUGCUAUGAAGAGAAGAUGUUUGAAGAUCAUUCCCUGGAGAUCAUCAAGAACCACAACGCUAGCGAUGUAGAGCACCCCCUAUUCCUGUUCCAUGCUUUCCACCUCUUGCACACUCCUUUGCAGGUGCCGCGCUAUUACUACGACCAGAUCGAGAAGGAUGUUAUCUCGAAAGGAGGGAAGUCGUUCGACUCCGAGAAUCGGCGCCUGCUGAUGGCCAUGACCAAAUACAUGGAUGACACCAUCGGGAACCUCACGAAAGCCCUGAAGGCCAAGGGCAUGUGGGACAACACCCUGGUGGUGUUCACCACGGACAACGGCGGGCCCAUCUAUGUGCCCGGCUCGGCUAACAACUACCCGCUCAGGGGGGGCAAGUACUCGGACUUCGAUGGAGGUGUGCGGACCGCCACCUUCAUCUCCGGGGGCUACGUGCCGGCUGAGCGGCGCGGCAAGGUGCACGAGGGCAUUGUGUCGGUGUCGGACUGGUACACCAUCUUCUCCGAGCUGGCCGGGGUGGACCCCACGGACACCCAGGCGGAGAAGGCCAAUGUGUGGCUCAAGGAGAAGGGCCUGAGCCAGUUGGCGCCGGUGGAUGGCAAGAAGGGCCAGCUGGAGGCGAUCUUCUCAGGUUCGCCUGGCCCCCGCGCCACGGAGCCCCUGUUCCUGUCCGGGAACGCGCUGCUGGACUUUCCCUACAAGUUGGUCACGGGGAAGCAGGUGUACAUGGUGCACACCGGGCCCGUGUUCCCCAACUGCAGCACCAUCUCCAGCGUCAAGGCCGGGAAGGGCCCGGACUUCAUCGACUUUGCCGUCUUGGAGAAGAAGAUCGACCUGGGUGACAGCCACUACUGGCGUGGAGAUUGUGGUGAAGGGUGCCUGUUCAACGUGCAGGAGGACCCAUCUGAGAGCAUCGACCUUUCCAAGAAGCCGGAGCACGCGGACCGGCUCCAGAAGAUGAUCGCCACCUUGGCAGAGUAUAACAAGACCCUGUUCUUGCCCGAGCGCGGCGAGACCCACAUCCAGGCGUGCUACUCCGCCAUGUUGAACGGCCACGGGACCUUCGGGCCCUUCGUGUCCAUCGAGGGCUACUACUCUGACCAGCCCCGCAUGUUCGAGGAUCUCAGCUCCCACGAGAAGCUGCAAAUGGCCAUCAUGGGGGCCGUAUCUCUGGGCCCAGUGAAGAAGGUGAUCCAGGAGGUGGCCCCGAAGAUCAUCUUGAAGCAGCUGGAGAAGAAGGGCGACGUGUGCUGCACAGAGGAGAGCUGCAAGAUCGUCGAGGAGGUUUUGGGUGAGCUGGAUGACCUCGAGCUGGUGCGGAAUAUCAGCCAGUUGGCCCGCCCACAGGCCUCUGUGUACGUGUGAGAGAGAACGUGUCACCUGAUUUUUGGCCCGGUUUUCGAGCGUGCGCGCCUGGAUUCUCGGAUCCCUGUAAAUGUUGCCCGCACAGAAGGGCUAGGCUCGCGCAGAUGAACUCGGACUCAGUUGUACUGUAGAUUCCAGGAUUCAAGCUUGCGCCGCGUGUCAUGCGAG
Effrenium voratum is the source of this 2235-nucleotide messenger RNA. Lineage: Eukaryota; Dinophyceae; Suessiales; Symbiodiniaceae. The record is from the annotation of a GenBank genome assembly.